This is a messenger RNA of Leopardus geoffroyi (Geoffroy's cat), 12644 nucleotides long. RefSeq names its product mucin 2, oligomeric mucus/gel-forming (gene MUC2). Gene Ontology annotation, cellular component: extracellular matrix. The record is from RefSeq and is a predicted model, not a curated record. Lineage: Eukaryota; Metazoa; Chordata; Mammalia; Carnivora; Felidae. Gene Ontology annotation, molecular function: protein binding.
UUUCCCAAGUGACACCACGGGAGCCCCCACAGCUGUUUUCCUGAUAACCUGGCAAACGCCCCACCCACGCUUUGCCCCUCCCCUGCUCUCCCCGCCUCUGCCGGUCCUGCUGGGCCAUAUAAGGCCCGGACCCCUGCCCCAGUUGCUCUCCCCCGCCACCCUUCUGAGCCACCAUGGGGCUGCCGCUAGCCGGCCUGGUGGCCGUCUGCCUGGCCCUGAGCUCGGCUGGGGGUGCGGAGCUCCGGAGAGAGGGCAGGACCCGGAACCAUGGCCACAGCGUCUGCAGCACUUGGGGCGACUUCCACUAUAAGACGUUCGACGGCGACAUCUUCCGCUUCCCGGGCCUCUGCGACUACAACUUUGCGUCUGACUGCAGGGACUCCUACAAGGAGUUUGCGGUGCACCUGAAGCGGGGCCUGGGACGAGAUGGGGCUCACCCCCGGCUCGACUACAUCCUGCUGAACAUCAAAGACGACACUAUCUACCUCACCCGCCAGCUGGCGGUGCUGAACGGGGCCGUGGUCAGCACCCCGCACUAUAGCCCCGGGCUGCUCAUUGAGAAGAGCGACGUCUAUACCAAGGUCUACUCCCGCGCGGGACUCACUCUCCUGUGGAACCGGGAAGACGCCCUCAUGCUGGAGCUGGACAGUAAGUUCCAGAACCACACGUGUGGCCUCUGCGGGGACUACAACGGCCUGCACGUCUAUUCAGAGUUCCUCUCUGACGGUGUGUCCUUCAGUGCCAUCGAGUUUGGGAACAUGCAGAAGAUCAAAAAGCCUGGGGCGGUGUGCGAGGACCCCGAGGAGGAGCCCGCGGGAGAGUCCUGCUCUGAGCACCGCGCCGAGUGCGAGAGGCUGCUGACGGGCUCGGCCUUCGAGGACUGCCUGGGCCUGGUGCCGCUGGAGCUGUACGUGCAGGUCUGCGUGCAGGACCGCUGCCGGUGCCCGCUGGGCGCCUCCUGCGUCUGCAGCAGCCUCGCCGAGUUCUCCCGCCAGUGCUCGCACGCGGGCGGCCGGCCGGGCACCUGGAGGACCCCCGAGUUCUGCCCCAAGAGCUGCCCCGGGAACAUGGUUUACCUGGAGAGCGGCUCACCCUGCAUGGACACCUGCUCACACCUGGGAAUCAGCAACCUGUGUGAGGAGCACCGCAUGGACGGCUGUUUUUGCCCGGAAGGCACUGUGUACGAUGACAUUGCGGGCAGAGGCUGCAUUCCGGUCAGCCAGUGUCACUGCAAGGUCCACGGGCACCUGUACUUGCCCGGCCAGCAGAUCACCAACGACUGCGAGCAGUGCGUCUGCACCGCCGGCCGCUGGGUGUGCAAAGACCUGCCAUGCCCAGGCACCUGCGCCCUGGAGGGCGGCUCCCACAUCUCCACCUUCGACGGCAAGAAGUACACUUUCCACGGGGACUGCUACUACGUGCUGGUCAAGGGCGACCACGACUCCUAUGCCCUCCUGGGUGAGCUGGCCCCCUGCGGCUCCACGGACAAGCAGACCUGCCUGAAGACGGCGGUGCUGCUGACCGACAAAAAGAAGAACGUGGUGGCCUUCAAGUCGGACGGCAGCGUGCUGCUGAAUGAGCUGCAGGUGAACUUGCCCCACGUGACUGCCAGCUUCUCCGUCUUCCAACCAUCCUCCCACCACCUCGUGGUGAAUACCGCCUUCGGCCUCAGGCUGCAGGUGCAGCUGGUGCCCGUGAUGCAGCUGUUUGUGACGCUGGACCAGGCCGCCCAGGGGCGCGUGCAGGGCCUCUGCGGGAACUUCAACGGCCUGGAAGGGGAUGACUUCAAGACGGCGGGCGGGCUGGUGGAGGCCACGGGGGCCGGCUUCGCCAACACGUGGAAGGCCCAGUCGAGUUGCCACGACAAGCUGGACUGGCUGGAGGACCCCUGCUCCCUCAACAUCGAGAGCGCCAACUACGCGGAGCACUGGUGCUCCCUGCUGAAGAAGACAGAGACCCCCUUCGGCAGGUGCCACUCAGCCGUGGACCCCUCGGAGUAUUACAAGAGGUGCAGGUACGAUACGUGUAACUGCCAGAACAGCGAGGACUGCAUGUGUGCCGCCCUGUCCUCCUACGCCCGCGCCUGCGCCACCAAGGGCGUCAUGCUGUGGGGGUGGCGGGAGCAAGUCUGCAACAAGGACGUGGGCUCCUGCCCCAGCUCACAGAUCUUCCUGUACAACCUGACCACCUGCCAGCCCACCUGCCGCUCGCUCUCCGAGGCCGACACCCACUGCCUCAAGGGCUUUGCGCCGGUGGACGGCUGCGGCUGCCCCGACCACACCUUCCUGGACGAGAAGGGCCGCUGUGUGCCCCUGGCCAAGUGCUCUUGCUAUCACCGCGGCCUCUACCUGGAGGCCGGGGAAGUGGUCCUGCGGCAGGGGGAGCGAUGCGUUUGCCGGAACGGCAGGCUUCAGUGCGUUCAGAUCCAGCUGAUCGGCCUUCGCUGUCAGGCCCCAAAGAUCCACGUGGAUUGCAACAACCUGACAGCGCUGGCCAUCCAGAACCCGCGACCCACCAGCUGCCAGACGCUGGCUGCCGGCCACUACCAGACGGAGUGCAUCAGCGGCUGUGUUUGCCCGGACGGGCUGCUGGAUGACGGCCGUGGCGGCUGCGUCGUGGAAGAGCAGUGUCCCUGUGUGCACAACAAUGACCUGUACUCCCCCGGGGACAAGAUCAAGGUGGACUGCAACACCUGCACCUGCCGGAGGGGCCGCUGGGCGUGCACGCAGGCCGUGUGCUACGGCUCCUGCUCCAUCUACGGAAGUGGCCACUACAUCACGUUCGACGGGAAGCACUACGACUUUGAUGGACACUGUUCCUACGUGGCGGCUCAGGACUACUGCGGCCAGAACUCCUCACUGGGCUCCUUCAGCAUCAUCACCGAGAAUGUUCCCUGUGGCACCACGGGCGUCACCUGCUCCAAGGCCAUCAAAAUCUUCAUGGGGAGUCUGGAGCUGAAGCUGGAGGGCAAGCACCGCGUGGUGAUCCAGCGAGACGUGGGCCACCACGUGUCCUACACCACGCGGGAGGUGGGCCAGUACCUGGUGGUAGAGGCCAGCGUGGGCGUCAUCGUCAUCUGGGACAAGAGGACCACCGUCUUCAUCAAGCUGGCGCCGUCCUACGAGGGCACGGUGUGCGGGCUGUGUGGGAACUUCGACCGCCGCUCCAGCAACGACUUCACCACGAGGGACCACAUGGUGGUGGACAGCGAGCUGGACUUCGGGAACAGCUGGAAGGAGGCCCCCACCUGCCCAGACGUGAGCUUCACCCCGGAGCCCUGCGCCCUGAGGCCGCACCGCCUCUCCUGGGCCGAGAAGCAGUGCAGUAUCAUCAAGAGCCGGGUCUUCGCCGUCUGCCACAGCAAGGUGGACCCCAAGCCGUUCUACGAGGCCUGCGUCCAUGACUCGUGCUCCUGCGACACGGGCGGGGACUGUGAGUGCUUUUGCUCUGCCGUGGCCUCCUACGCCCAGGCGUGCACGAAGGAGGAGGCCUGCGUGUUCUGGAGGACGCCAGACCUGUGCCCCAUCUUCUGUGACUACUACAACCCCCCGGACGAGUGCGAGUGGCACUACGAGCCGUGUGGGAACCGCAGCUUUGAGACCUGCAGGACGGUCAACGGGAUCCACUCCAACAUCUCCGUGUCCUACCUGGAGGGCUGCUACCCGCGGUGCCCCAAGGACAGGCCCAUCUACGACGAGGACGAGAAAAAGUGCGUCACGGCCGACCAGUGUGGCUGCUACGUCGAGGACACCCAUUACCCACCUGGAGCGUCCGUGCCCUCCGACAAGGACUGCCAGUCUUGCAUGUGUACUGACUCCUCGGAAGUUGUCUGCCGGCCCGAAGAAGGGAAGGUUCUCAACUAUACCCAGGAUGGGUCUUUCUGCUACUGGGUGAUCUGCGGUCCCAACGGGACGGUGGAGAAACACUUCAACAUCUGCCAGCCUACCUCGCCUCCCUCGUCCUCCUUGCCGCCCUCCACCACCCCCGUCACCAGCACCACGAGCACCACCCCCACCCCCAUCCCCAGCACAGCAACGACCAUCUCCUCAACGACCCCAUCCUCAACCACUCCCAAUGUGUGCUGCUUCUGGUCCGACUGGAUCAACGAGAACCACCCCAGCAUGGACAGCACCGGUGGAGACUGGGAGAAAUUCGACAGUGUCUGCAGGGAACCCGAGGACAUCCAGUGCAGGUUGGCCACGGAGCCAGAGCUCAGCUGGGAGGAGACGGGCCAGAAGGUGCAGUGUGAUGUCUCCUCAGGGCUCAUUUGCCUCAACGAAGACCAGUUUGGAAACGGGCCGUUCGCCAUCUGUUAUGACUAUGAAAUACGUGUCAAUUGUUGCCUGCCGAUGUAUGAGUGUCCCGGGUCCCCAACCACGGCCCCAACCACCACCCCCUCAACCACAACCACCACCCCGACCACCACCAGCACGGAGACCCCGACCCCCACCCCGACCACCACCAGCACGACCCCGACCUCCACCCCGACCACCACCACCACCACCACCACCACCACCACCCCUACCCCGGGAUCAACCACCACUCCGUGCGUGCCUCAGUGCAAUUGGACUGGCUGGCUGGAUUCAGGGAAACCAGACAACACCAAACCGGGGGCAGACAUCGAAUCUGUCGAGGUCUGUGGACUAGGCUGGGCGGCCAACAUCUCCUGCAGAGCCGCCCAGUUCCCUGACAUCCCCCUUGGGCAGCUGGGGCAGAACGUGGAUUGCGACAUCAACGUCGGGCUGGUGUGCAGAAAUGAAAACCAGAAGCCAGGGGGAUACGUGCCCCAGCCUUCUUGCCUCAACUAUGAGAUCAACGUCUACUGCUGUUCGUGGCCUCCACACUGUAUCUCCACGCCUUCCCCUGUAACCACGCCGACCUCCCCGACCACCACCACCACCAGCACGGAGACCCCGACCCCGACCACCACCAGCACGGAGACCCCGACCCCGACCUCCACCACCACCACCACCAGCACGGAGACCCCGACCCCGACCAUCACCACCACCACCACCAGCACGGAGACCCCGACCCCCACCCCGACCACCACCAGCACGGAGACCCCGACUCCCACCCCAACCACCACCAGCACGGAGAGCCCGACCCCGACCACCACCACCACCACCACCAGCACGGAGACCCCGACCCCCACCCCGACCACCACCAGCACGGGGACCCCGACCCCGACCUCCACCCCAACCACCACCAGCACGGAGACCCCGACCCCCACCCCGACCACCACCACCACCAGCACGGAGACCCCGACCCCGACCACCACCAGCACGGAGAGCCCGACCCCAACCACCACCACCACCACCACCAGCACGGAGACCCCGACCCCCACCCCGACCACCACCAGCACGGAGACCCCGACCCCCACCCCAACUACCACCAGCACGGAGACCCCGACCCCCACCCUGACCACCACCACCACCAGCACGGAGACCCCGACCCCGACCACCACCAGCACGGAGACCCCGACCUCCACCCCGAGCACCACCAGCACGGAGACCCCAACCCCAGCCUCCACCACCACCACCACCAGCACGGAGACCCCGACCCCGACCACCACCACCACCACCACCAGCACGGAGACCCCGACCCCCACCCCAACCACCACCAGCACGGAGACCCCGACCCCGACCACCACCACCACCACCACCAGCACGGAGACCCCGACCCCGACCACCACCACCACCACCACCAGCACGGAGACCCCGACCCCCACCCCAACCACCACCAGCACGGAGACCCCGACACCGACCUCCACCCCGACCACCACCAGCACGGAGACCCCAACCCCAACCUCCACCACCACCACCACCAGCACGGAGACCCCGACCCCCACCCCAACCACCACCAGCACGGAGACCCCGACCCCCACCCCGACCACCACCAGCACGGAGACCCCGACCCCGACCACCACCACCACCACCACCAGCACGGAGACCCCGACCCCCACCCCGACCACCACCAGCACGGAGACCCCGACCCCGACCACCACCAGCACGGAGACCCCAACCCCAGCCUCCACCACCACCACCACCAGCACGGAGACCCCGACCCCCACCCCAACCACCACCAGCACGGAGACCCCGACCCCCACCCCGACCACCACCACCACCAGCACGGAGACCCCGACCCCGACCACCACCAGCACGGAGACCCCGACCCCGACCUCCACCCCGACCACCACCAGCACGGAGACCCCAACCCCAACCUCCACCCCGACCACCACCAGCACGGAGACCCCGACCCCCACCCCGACCACCACCAGCACGGAGACCCCGACCCCGACCUCCACCCCGACCACCACCAGCACGGAGAGCCCGACCCCAACCUCCACCACCACCACCACCACGGAGACCCUGACCCCGACCACCACCAGCACGGAGACCCCGACCCCGACCACCACCACCACCACCAGCACGGAGACCCCGACCUCCACCCCGACCACCACCAGCACGGAGACCCCAACCCCAACCUCCACCACCACCACCACCAGCACGGAGACCCCGACCCCCACCCCAACCACCACCAGCACGGAGACCCCGACCCCGACCUCCACCCCGACCACCACCAGCACGGAGACCCCAACCCCAACCUCCACCACCACCACCACCACGGAGACCCUGACCCCGACCACCACCAGCACGGAGACCCCGACCCCGACCACCACCACCACCACCAGCACGGAGACCCCGACCCCCACCCCGACCACCACCAGCACGGAGACCCCGACCUCCACCCCGACCACCACCAGCACGGAGACCCCGACCCCGACCACCACCAGCACGGAGACCCCGACCCCGACCACCACCAGCACGGAGACCCCGACCCCGGCCUCCACCCCGACCACCACCACCACCACCACCACCCCUACCCCGGGAUCAACCACCACUCCGUGCGUGCCUCAGUGCAAUUGGACCGGCUGGCUGGAUUCAGGGAAACCAGACAACACCAAACCGGGGGCAGACAUCGAAUCUGUCGAGGUCUGUGGACCAGGCUGGGCGGCCAACAUCUCCUGCAGAGCCGCCCAGUUCCCUGACAUCCCCCUUGGGCAGCUGGGCAGAAUGGAUUGCGACAUCAACGUCGGGCUGGUGUGCAGAAAUGAAAACCAGAAGCCAGGGGGAUACGUGCCCCAGCCUUCUUGCCUCAACUAUGAGAUCAACGUCUACUGCUGUUCGUGGCCUCCACACUGUAUCUCCACGCCUUCCCCUGUAACCACGCCGACCUCCCCGACCACCACCACCACCAGCACGGAGACCCCGACCCCGGCCUCCACCACCACCACCACCAGCACGGAGACCCCGACCCCCACCCCGACCACCACCAGCACGGAGACCCCGACCCCGGCCUCGACCACCACCAGCACCAGCACGGAGACCCCGACCUCCACCCCGAGCACCACCAGCACGGAGACCCCGACCCCAACCUCCACCACCACCACCACCAGCACGGAGACCCCGACCCCGACCAUCACCACCACCACCACCAGCACGGAGACCCCGACCCCCACCCCGACCACCACCAGCACGGAGACCCCGACUCCCACCCCAACCACCACCAGCACGGAGAGCCCGACCCCGACCACCACCACCACCACCACCAGCACGGAGACCCCGACCCCCACCCCGACCACCACCAGCACGGGGACCCCGACCCCGACCUCCACCCCAACCACCACCAGCACGGAGACCCCGACCCCCACCCCGACCACCACCACCACCAGCACGGAGACCCCGACCCCCACCCCAACCACCACCAGCACGGAGACCCCGACACCGACCUCCACCCCGACCACCACCAGCACGGAGAGCCCGACCCCGGCCUCGACCACCACCAGCACCAGCACGGAGACCCCGACCUCCACCCCGAGCACCACCAGCACGGAGACCCCGACCCCAACCUCCACCACCACCACCACCAGCACGGAGACCCCGACCCCGACCUCCACCACCACCACCAGCACGGAGACCCCGACCCCCACCCCGACCACCACCAGCACGGAGACCCCGACCCCGGCCUCGACCACCACCAGCACGGAGACCCCGACCCCGACCACCACCAGCACGGAGACCCCGACCCCGACCACCACCAGCACGGAGACCCCGACCCCGGCCUCCACCCCGACCACCACCACCACCACCACCACCCCUACCCCGGGAUCAACCACCACUCCGUGCGUGCCUCAGUGCAAUUGGACUGGCUGGCUGGAUUCAGGGAAACCAGACAACACCAAACCGGGGGCAGACAUCGAAUCUGUCGAGGUCUGUGGACUAGGCUGGGCGGCCAACAUCUCCUGCAGAGCCGCCCAGUUCCCUGACAUCCCCCUUGGGCAGCUGGGGCAGAACGUGGAUUGCGACAUCAACGUCGGGCUGGUGUGCAGAAAUGAAAACCAGAAGCCAGGGGGAUACGUGCCCCAGCCUUCUUGCCUCAACUAUGAGAUCAACGUCUACUGCUGUUCGUGGCCUCCACACUGUAUCUCCACGCCUUCCCCUGUAACCACGCCGACCUCCCCGACCACCACCACCACCACCACCAGCACGGAGACCCCGACCCCGACCACCACCAGCACGGAGACCCCGACCCCGACCACCACCACCACCACCACCAGCACGGAGACCCCGACCCCCACCCCGAGCACCACCAGCACGGAGACCCCGACCCCGACCACCACCACCACCAGCACAGAGACCCCGACCCCCACCCCCACCCCGACCACCACCAGCACGGAGACCCCGACCUCCACCCCGAGCACCACCAGCACGGAGACCCCGACCCCCACCCCGACCACCACCAGCACGGAGACCCCGACCCCCACCCCGACCACCACCAGCACAGAGACCCCAACCCCAACCUCCACCACCACCACCACCACCACGGAGACCCUGACCCCGACCACCACCAGCACGGAGACCCCGACCCCCACCCCGACCACCACCAGCACGGAGACCCCGACCCCGGCCUCGACCACCACCAGCACGGAGACCCCGACCCCGACCACCACCAGCACGGAGAGCCCGACCCCGACCACCACCACCACCACCACCAGCACGGAGACCCCGACCCCCACCCCGACCACCACCAGCACGGAGACCCCGACCCCGGCCUCGACCACCACCACCACGGAGACCCUGACCCCGACCACCACCAGCACGGAGACCCCGACCCCGACCACCACCACCACCACCACCAGCACGGAGACCCCGACCCCGACCACCACCAGCACGGAGACCCCGACCCCCACCCCGACCACCACCACCACCAGCACGGAGACCCCGACCCCGACCUCCACCCCGACCACCACCAGCACGGAGACCCCGACUCCCACCCCGACCACCACCACCACCAGCACGGAGACCCCGACCCCGACCUCCACCCCGACCACCACCAGCACGGAGACCCCGACUCCCACCCCGACCACCACCACCACCAGCACGGAGACCCCGACCCCGACCACCACCAGCACGGAGAGCCCGACCCCAACCACCACCACCACCACCACCAGCACGGAGACCCCGACCCCCACCCCGACCACCACCAGCACGGAGACCCCGACCCCCACCCCAACUACCACCAGCACGGAGACCCCGACCUCCACCCCGAGCACCACCAGCACGGAGACCCCGACCCCGGCUUCGACCACCACAACCACCAGCACGGAGACCCCGACCCCCACCCUGACCCCAGCCUCGACUACCACCACCACCAGCACGGAGACCCCCUCGACACCCACACCCACGACUGUGUCAACGAUGUCCACAGAAACGCUCACACCGCCAGGACGCCCGUCAUCCACGCCGCACAGGCCACCGAUCACGAGCGCCACGACCUCCAGUGUGCUCCCCUCCACGCUGACCCCAAUCUCCUCCCCCACCAUCGUUGAAACUACAGGUUCCAUCUCCAGCACACCCCAGAAAUACUGCUGCGUUUUGAAUGACACAUACUUUGCCCCAGGUGAAACGGUGUAUAACGGCACGCAUGGGGACACCUGCUAUUACGUGAACUGCUCGCUGUCCUGCACCUUUGAGUUCUUCAACUGGUCGUGCCCGUCCACACCCUCCCCAACGCCCACCCCUUCCUCGCCAACGCCGGCCUCAACACCCAAACCACCCACGUCCGUGGCAUCGAGCACUCUGGCCACCACCAAGCCCCCUGGGUGCCUAGACUUUGAUCCUCCCAGAGAGGAGAACGAGACGUGGUGGCUGUGUAACUGCACCAUGGCCAUCUGCAAAUACGACAACACGGUGGAGUUAGUGCAGGUGAAGUGCAACCCCCCACCCAUGCCCACCUGCUCCAACGACCUCCUGCCCGUGCGCGUCAUGGACCCUGAUGGCUGCUGCUGGCACUGGGAGUGCGACUGCUACUGCACAGGCUGGGGGGACCCGCACUACGUCACCUUCGACGGGCUUUACUACAGCUACCAGGGCAACUGCACGUACGUGCUGGUGGAGGAGAUCAGCCCCACGGUAGACGGCUUCGGCGUCUACAUCGACAACUACCACUGUGACGUCAACGACCGGGUGUCCUGCCCCCGCACGCUCAUCGUGCGCCACGAGACCCAGGAGGUGCUGAUCAAGACGGUGCAGAUGGCCCCCAUAAAAGUGCAGGUGCAGGUCAACGGGCAGGCCGUGGCGCUGCCCUACAGGAAGUAUGGGCUGCAGGUGUCCCAGUCGGGCAUCAACUACGUGGUGGACAUCCCCGAGCUGGGCGCCCUCAUCUCCUACAACGGCCUGUCCUUCUCCAUCAGGCUGCCCCACCACCGGUUUGGCAACAACACCAAGGGCCAGUGUGGCACGUGUACCAACAACACCGCCGACGACUGCGUGUUGCCCAGCGGAGAGGUCGUUUCCAACUGCGAGGUCGCGGCCGACCAGUGGGUGGUGAACGACCCCUCCAAGCCACACUGUCCCCACGUCGGCGUCACCACCAGGCCCCCGGCUAGCACGCCGUCAGCGGGCAGCCCCACGCCCAAGGACUGUGUUUCCCCUCUCUGCGACCUCAUCAAAGACAGCCUGUUUGCCCAGUGCCACGCCGUGGCACCCCCCCAGCACUACUACGACGCCUGCGUGUUCGACAGCUGCUUCGUGCCCGGCUCGGGCCUGGAGUGCGCCAGCCUGCAGACCUACGCGACCCUCUGUGCCCAGAAAGGCGUCUGUAUCGACUGGCGGAACCACACCAACGGCGCCUGCUUGCUGACGUGUCCACCUCACAGGGAGUACCGGGCCUGUGGUCCUCCAGAGGAACCCACCUGCAAGUCUGGAUCCUUCGAGAAGAACAACAGCAUCCUGGUGGAGGGCUGCUUCUGUCCCGAGGGCACCAUGAACUACGCCCCGGGAUUCGACGCCUGCGUGGACAUGUGUGGCUGUAUGGGACCUGACAAUGUGCCUAGAAAGUUUGGGGAACACUUUGAGUUCGACUGCAAGAGCUGUGUCUGCCUGGAGGGCGGGAGCGGCAUUUCCUGCCUGCCCAAGACGUGCAGCCAGGAGCUGCCCCAGUGCACGGAGGAGGGCACCUACCCGCUCACAGAGGUCAACCCCGCCGACACCUGCUGCAACAUCACAUCCUGCAAGUGCAACACCAGCCUGUGCCCGGCGACGCCGUCCAAGUGCCCACUGGGAUUUGAAGUGAAGAGCGAGAUCACACCCGGGAAGUGCUGCCCCACCUACACCUGUGCGCCCAAGGGUGUGUGCGUUCACCAGAAUGCUGAGUACCAGCCAGGGUCGCCAGUUUACUCCUCCAAGUGCCAGGACUGCGUGUGCACCAACCGCAGGAACAGCAGCACCGAGCUCAACGUCAUCUCCUGCACCCACGUGCUCUGUGACAACUCCUGCAGCCCCGGCUUUGAGCUGGUGGAGGCCCCCGGGGAGUGCUGUGGUAAGUGUGAGCAGACCCACUGCAUCAUCAAGAGGCCCAGCAAGGAACCCAUCAUCCUAAAGCCCGGGGACAUAAAGCAUGACCCCAAGAAUAACUGCACAUUCUUCAGCUGCGUGAAGAUUCACAACCAGCUCAUCUCUUCCGUCUCCAACAUCACCUGCCCCGACUUUGACCCCAGCAUCUGCCUCCCGGGUUCCAUCACUCUCAUGCCCAAUGGUUGCUGCAAGACAUGCAUCCCUCGCAACGAGACCAGGAUCUUCUGUUCCGCCAUCCCCGUUACCCGGGAGAUUUCUUUCGCCGGCUGCACCAACAAAGUCACAAUGAACUACUGCUCUGGGUCCUGCGGGACCUUCGCCCUGUACUCGGCCGAGGCCCAGGCCCUGGACCACAGGUGCUCCUGCUGUAAGGAAGAACGGACCAGCCAGCGGGAGGUGGUGCUGCACUGUCCCCAGGGCGGCUCGCGGAGCCACACCUACACCCACAUCGAGAGCUGCCGGUGCCAGGACACCGUCUGCGAGCUCCCGCCGGCCCCGCGCCACGUCCCCGGCCGCUCCCGGCGCUCCAGCCCCGGGGGCCUGCGCCCAGGAGGCGCUUGAACGGGGUCGUGCCACCCAGCUCGCCCCCACCGCCCUCCGCAGCCCCCAGCCCUCCUGCUGAACCCCUGAGCUUCCUCACCUCCUGAGCCGGCUUCCUCUCUGCAGAUAUUUAUUUUCUGAGUCUUUGUUCAAUUCUUCGCUUUCCACAAUAAACUUGGGCAGACGCUG